Sporothrix schenckii 1099-18 is the source of this 306-nucleotide messenger RNA. RefSeq lists its product as uncharacterized. Lineage: Eukaryota; Fungi; Ascomycota; Sordariomycetes; Ophiostomatales; Ophiostomataceae. The record is from RefSeq and is a predicted model, not a curated record. The transcript is spliced from 2 exons. Bases 1 to 306 code for a protein of 101 amino acids.
AUGUACGAUGUACGAUGCGAUACCCUGGCCAAAUACGUCAAGGGCGGGGCCGCGGAGGGGGACCAGCGCAGGCAGAAUGGAGGACACGGGGGCGUGCUCUGUAGCACGCACGAGACACGAAGACAAACGAUUAGACGCAGAGGCUCUGUAUCGGCCAAACUGCUCCUGCUCACGCCCAUGCCUAUUGACACGCCACCAAACCUGUGUCGUCCCUAUGCGCAGGAAUCCCAUUUCGAAGACCACAAGCUUCGACCCGGUCUGAGCCAGGUAGGUCAGAAGCCGCAGGACACGGGGACUACAGCAUAA